Rotaria sp. Silwood2 is the source of this 1818-nucleotide messenger RNA. The record is from the annotation of a GenBank genome assembly. NCBI's taxonomy places the organism in Eukaryota, Metazoa, Rotifera, Eurotatoria, Philodinida, Philodinidae.
AUGUCUUUUCUAGGUAAUAUUGAUCCUGAAAUGAAUGAUCUAUCGAGUGAAAAUGAUACAUUAUCAAGUGAUUCGCAAUCAGAUUAUUCUUCUGAUGAAAAUGAAGCAUCACAUGAUCAAAUUGAAAUUGAACGUCAAAAUUUUCUUCAACAACUGAUUGAAUUUAUUCGUGAUGCUAACCUAAACAAAACAACAACAUCUUCGUUGUUGUCUUUGCUAAAUUCAAGCAAAUUCUAUGAUGAAAUUCCUGCCUCUAUAAAUCAAUUAGUAAAAAAAUUAGAUAUAAAAUUUUAUUAUGAUAUUUUUGUUUAUUGUUCCACAUGCUUCACAUUAUUAAGUAAAAUUCAAGAUCGUUGUAUUAACUGCGGAAAUCCUAAAAAAAAGGCAAAUUCUGAAUUAAUUAUUUUUUCGAUUGCCGAUGAAUUACGACGAGUCGUCCAACCAAAUAUUGAAUUAAUUAAAUGGUAUUCUUUUCGAGAGAAUCAAAUGAUAUCAGAUAUAGUAUUUGGAGAUAUUUAUAAAGAACAAUGUUCAAAUAAUUCGACAUUGACUCUAAUGAUUACCACAGAUGGCAAACCGAUGAUCAGAUCAAAAGCAACACGUACCAGCGUGUGGCCUGUAAUGAGCACAUUGGUUGAAAUACCACCUUUUAUACGUGAACGCUUGGACAAUAUGAUGUUACUGGGAUUAUGGCAUUCGCCAGUUACUCCACCAACUGACUUAUUAUUAUCAAAAAUUGUGUAUUUGAUUAAAUCAUUGACCAUGACUGGUAUUGACAUUCUUGUUGGAAAAAAGUUUGAGCACUUCGAUGUUCGCGUCCAACUAAUGACUGGCGAUUUGCCUGCUCGUGCGAAAUGCAACAAACUGAACAGCUACAAUGGAUUCUAUGCUUGUUCUCGUUGUCUGAUCGAGGGUCGUCGAUGUGCUUCUCCUUGCAAACAACACACUCUAUAUCGUUGGUUGGACUACCUGCCGUGUCGACAUUUAUCAAGAACUCAAGAACAUAUUAAUCAAUGUGUUCUACUAGUUUCGGGUGACAGUCGAACAUCUUAUGGUGUUCUUGGUUCUUCUCCAAUAUCAUCAAUUCUUUCUAUACCAUUACAGUCUACUCUGGAUUACUUUCAUCUUGCCUUAGAAGUUCACUUAAGUCUUUUUUCAACUGAAAGUUGUCUACACCAUAUUGAAAAGCUAUCUCAUGGUUCAAUCUCUUUAGGACAGCAAAUUUCAUAUUGGUGGUGCAUUCAUCGACAAAUGAAUUCAAGAAAGAUGAUAAAUCGCCCAACGUUGUUUACGAAGGCUGAGCUUAUUCUUGAUUCAUUUUUUGUUUAUGGUGUUUUAGAAAAUUAUCGUCAAGAAUUUCAUCUUGUUUAUAAUCAAACUUUUGGUGAGUUACCAUCGCCAUCAAUGAAAUUUUAUUCUCGAUACGUACACGGCUUAAUUGUAUAUCAUUCAACAUCUUAUAGUAGAAGAAAUAAUUGCAACAGUUUUAGUGUUUUAAUUGAUGCUAGGAAUUCACGUGGAGAACGUGUUAACUGUUUUGGACAAAUUCUUUUUUAUUUCUAUGUUGAUAAUCGGCCAUUUUACUUUGUCAAACAAUUCUUCGAGUCGAAAAAUCAAUUCUCUUCUUUAAUAAGACCAUCACAAGAAAAUCCCAAAUGGGAAUUUUACCUCAAUGAAUAUUAUUCUCUUAUUUGUCAUGCUAAGUCCCGUUUGAUCAUAUAUCCUUGUUCAUCUAUAAUAUCAAAAUGUAUCAUUUUUCGUUUGGAUGACAAAUAUUCUGCUUGUACACCAGUUGAACUGGAACUAGAACAUGAUUAA